Messenger RNA from Pelobates cultripes (western spadefoot toad), 486 nucleotides. The record is from the annotation of a GenBank genome assembly. NCBI's taxonomy places the organism in Eukaryota, Metazoa, Chordata, Amphibia, Anura, Pelobatidae.
AUGAAAAGUUGUUUAAUGCUUGCUACACUGGCUUCAGUCCCUAAAUCUGUCCCCACCAAAAAGCCAAUAUUUGGUGAUCCUUCAGAUUCACAUGAGCCACCCCCCUAUAGGGGACCCUUUUGUUCCUCUGCUGCCCAGUUAUAUCCAGAUUUGAAAAACUUACCCCCACCUCCUCCCCUGGUGGUUCGAUUACCGGACAAACAGCAUUCACUGGACACCCCACCUGAAUCCCCUGUUACAGCUCUUUCUAGUCCCCCUGGUACCACCAUUCAGUCUGUCCCCAGAACUAACCAGCCUGUAUCCAGUGCCUUACAUAGCAUGGAUUAUUCCUUGCCAGCAGAGGCUUUUCUUACGUCCCUCAAAGCCUCCACUAGUCAUCGAUAUGACCUUAAGGCUAGGUCUGGUGCUAAAAUCUUGCCCCUCAGAGCCCAACUUGGUCUGCCUGUCCUGGAUGCAUGUGGUUUAUUAAAUCAUGUGGUUAAUUAA